AUGAAAGCAUUCAUGCUCUUCGUGGAUUUCGCAGAUCAACCUGCCGGUAAUGACACCACACAAGGCCUGUACGACUUCUUCUUUCCAAACGCCAGCACCUGGUACGAGACCUCGUCGUAUGGCAAGCUCUCGAUCGAUGCCGAAGCAGACAUAUCUCAAUUCCACCGUAUGCCCUUGAACGCGAGCGACUACGCGUGGAACCGCGGUAUCACCUACGAACAACACGAAGCAUAUAUCCAAGAUGCGCUCGCCUCCUACGUGAAUACAAUUGGCGAAGCUCCUCCACCGGUCGACGUUUUGUACGUCGUCGCAACUCGCAAUGCACCCAACAUUACCUAUUCUCCAACUUUCAUGGGGAAUGUGACGACGCGCAACGGUACUUUUGUGGCGAAGAAAGCAGUCACGGUCGGCUACGAUGCAUACGCAAAAUGGGGUUUCAAGCUCAUCAAUCAUGAGACGGGGCAUGUGAUGUGUCUUCCGGACUAUUACCCCGCAUCUGGCGCGGUGGGAUUGUAUGUGGGCGACUUUAGCAUUAUGGGAAACAUCAACGCUGUCUAUCCUGACUACUUCGCGUGGGAUAAAUGGAGACUAGGAUGGUUGGACGACUCCCAGGUCGAAUGCGUUCAAUAUGAAAAUGGAACUACGUCCACGCAUACGAUAUUCCCGCUUGAGAGCAAGGAUGAAGAGGCGAAGUUAGUGGUUUUGAAAAGAAACGAGACACAAGCGAUGGUACUGGAGGUCCGGUCGAAAGGCGGUAACGAUGAUAAGGGAGGAGAGCCUGGCGUCGUGGUCUACACAGUCGACACGACGGUAGAGACACUGCAAGGGCCAAUCCGGGUAUUGUCUAAUGGGACACUAACAAGCGAGUUGGAAGUUCCAAGUUGGGGCGUAAAGAUCUCAGUCGUGGGCAAAGAUGAUGAUGCGUACACAGUGAAGAUCGCGACUGCAUCAGGAUCUGGAGCAGUGAACGCCGUGCACAGUGCUGUCGAAUCAGAGAACAUACCGCUCCUCAGCUCUUAA
Molecule: messenger RNA, 1020 nt
Organism: Didymosphaeria variabile
Lineage: Eukaryota; Fungi; Ascomycota; Dothideomycetes; Pleosporales; Didymosphaeriaceae
Exons: 1
Coding region: 1-1020 (339 amino acids)
Biological process (GO): proteolysis
Molecular function (GO): peptidase activity
Source: RefSeq, a predicted model, not a curated record